UCUGUAGUUGGUAUCACGUUGGUUAUAUAUAUAUUCUCUGCGUAUAUAAUAUCUUCUUUCUUUGUUUGCGAAUGGGGCUCCGGUCGCGCGAGUUGCGAGCAUUGCGAGUUGUUCUUUGCGCCACUUCUACGGCUUAUUCUACUAUGAAAAUAUGGCUGGUAUCGGGGUACAAGUUAUACAAUCUGCUGGAAAAACAAUGAUUUCGCGUAGUUCAUACUCAAUGUUGCGUCGUGCUCAAUACAACAUCGUAACAAAGAGUGUAAAAUACAGUUCGAAUACACACGACUCAGAGAAAGAUCCUGCUCCGUUUUUUUUCAAUGAGGACGUUCAAAAUCUUCUGAAAACCCUAAUACGUCCUAACAACGAAAAACUGUUCAGAAAGCGCAAAGAUGGUAAACCCAUUGAAGAUGCUGUCUAUAAAUUCAUGACUGAUGAAGAAUUGAAAAAACACAUAAACGAAGCUGACGAACGAGGCUUGAGACGACUUCAAAUGCCUCCUGUUGUUAAAAGACGAACGGAUAUUCAACGCGUUUUAUCCAAAGAUCCAGCUCUCCAAGGUCACGACACUGCAAAAUAUGUUUUCACUGAUAUAACUUAUCCUGCCAAUGAUUAUCAGAGAUUGAUUGCUAUAAGAGAAAUCGAUGGUACUCUCAGAACAGCCACAUGGGACGAACGCCAUCGUAUCAAUCAAAUUUACUACCCAAUUAAGGGCAGACAAAUCCGACAUCCUAAAAUGUUUCAAGAAGAAUAUUUGAAGGAUGUAUUGGAUCGGCGAGAAUAUGAAUUUAUUUUGGACCGAGCGUGUCUACAGUACGAACCAAACGAUCCGGAAUAUCAUCGCAUCACAGAAACUGUUUAUGCAAAAGUUAACGAGGAGGCGGAUUUUGAUCGUUUGCGUUCCACACGACAUUUUGGUCCACUGGUUUUUCAUCUUGUUUGGACAAAAAAUAUAAACCAUCUACUCCUCGAAAAUAUAAAAACAGAAAGGCUCGAAGAUGCGGUUUUAUUGAUCAAGCUAUAUAAUACAGUUCAUCCCGAUGCAUUAUCUGCUACAUUGGACUAUAAUGGUGACAAUUUGAAAUUCCUAGAAGAUUAUAUUAGUCUCGAGCCGUCGAAGAAUGGAAGAUUGGUGCUGUCGUUACAAGCGUUGAAAGAAGUAUUGAAUGCCAGACAAAUUAUCGAAGAAGGUGUCAAAAAAGCACAUGGCUUAUAAAAAUAUGUCACUCUUUGUGAUUGAAUAAUAAAAAAACAAAAAAAAACGA
This is a messenger RNA of Venturia canescens, 1262 nucleotides long. RefSeq names its product mitochondrial ribosomal protein S22 (gene mRpS22). Gene Ontology annotation, molecular function: structural constituent of ribosome. Lineage: Eukaryota; Metazoa; Arthropoda; Insecta; Hymenoptera; Ichneumonidae. Gene Ontology annotation, cellular component: mitochondrial small ribosomal subunit. The record is from RefSeq and is a predicted model, not a curated record. Bases 152 to 1213 code for a protein of 353 amino acids. The transcript has 3 exons.